CUGGUGUGUUCCGCUCCGGACGCCGGUUUCGCUGGGACCCAGGUCCCCAAAGGUGCCAGGAGAGGGGUGAGAUGAGGCGGACCUGACCUGACCCGGAACCCUCUCCUUGGCCACUGUCCUUUCUAAGGAACUCACCUUCCAGAGCCCACCUGCACAGACCUGCCAGGGGACCCUCCUAGGAGCUGAGAAAAUGGUGAUCUUCAGGCACCUCUCCCUGGUCGGGAAGGCCACCCUGGCUGCCGGCACUGUCUUCGUGUCCAUGAUUAUCUCCCGCUCCUACCUGUCCGAGAGCCUCGAGGUCAGGGCCUGGCGUUGGCUGUUCCGCCUGCAGCUUGCCCUGUUUGCCAACUCGCUCAUGCUGAUUGGCUCCCUCUACAUCUGGCGGAGCAUUGUCAGCAACCUUAGCCAUGCCCCAGCCUCACAGUCGGCCUGUUUCCAUCUUUGGAAGAUGGCGGUCCUGGCCUUCCUGGCCCUGGCCCACUCCAGUUUCUUCACCAUGCUCUUUUUAGUGGCCGAGGAACCCUAUCUUUUUUCCUUGGCCGCCUACUCCUGCCUCGGGGCGUACAUCAUCAUGCUGUUCUUCCUCUGUACCCUCAGCGGUAUGGAGCAGGCCUACCAGCUCUUGGCCUGGCGCAGUGGUCGGGUCGUGGGCAGCCUGGACAAGACAAGGAAGCUGGCGCUCAGGCCGGCCCUGGCAGUGGCCGUGACCGCCGUGCUCAGCAUAGCAGGGCUGCUGAAUGCUGCCCAGCCCCCGGUGGUGAAGACCGUGGAGGUGCCCAUCCAUCAGCUGCCCACCUCGAUGGACAACCUCAAGAUCGUGCUCCUCUCAGACAUUCACUUGGGCCCCACCGUGGGCAGGACCAAGAUGGAGAUGUUCGUGAGGAUGGUGAACAUGCUGGAACCAGAUGUCACGGUGAUCGUGGGGGACCUCUGCGAUUCAGAAGCCUCGAUCCUGCGGACGGCUGUCGCUCCUUUAGACCGGCUUCAUUCCCGCCUGGGCACCUACUUCGUCACCGGGAAUCACGAAUACUACACGUCAGAUGUGAGCAACUGGUUUGCGCUGCUGGAGUCCCUGAAUGUCAGGCCGCUGCACAACGAGAACGUGAAGAUAUCCGCCACCCGGGCCCAGCGUGGUGGCGGCAAGGAGGAUGACUGGAUCUGCUUGGCCGGGGUGGAUGACAUUGAAGCAGACAUCCUGCACUACUCUGGCCACGGAAUGGAUCUUGAGAAGGCGCUGGGGGGCUGCAGCCGGGACCAUACCACCAUCUUGCUGGCUCACCAGCCCCUGGCUGCCAAGAGAGCCCUUCAGGCUCGGCCGGAUAUUAACCUGAUUCUUUCUGGGCACACACAUGCUGGGCAAAUCUUCCCCUUGAAUGUGGCGGCCUAUCUCCUGAACCCCUUCUUUGCUGGUCUCUACCAGGUGGCUCAGACCACAUUUGUAUAUGUCAGCCCCGGCACGGCCUACUAUGGGAUCCCCAUGAGAUUGGGGAGCAGGGCAGAGAUCACAGAGCUCAUCCUGCAGCGGGCUCCUUGAACCUGGCCCCACCCUCAUCCUCUGCCCUUGCCCUCAUUCUCUGCCCCUCUUCGGGGUGGGUUGCCUGCUUUACGCCCUCCAGCCUUUCCUGCCCAGCCCUGCUGACACACCCUGGCCACAGGCUGGUUGGAACAGUGAUGUGUGGUGGGGCUGCCUGGCAGGUUAGCUCUGUCAAUGGCCAGUUGCUUUCUUAUAUGCAUUUGUGAGGCCACUGAAGUCACAUGCAUAAGAACGGGCAUUUAUUGUCCAGAUGAUAUGGAGUAAACCCCCCCUCUCUGCAGGACUCCCAGGAAUAAAUGGAAAGAAACAUGGGGUUGCUUGAAAGGGAUGCCUCUAGAAAGCAGAGUAGGGAAGGAACUCUGAGUGCCUUUCAAACCCUCUUUGGGACUUAGGCAGUUGCCAGAAUCAUUGAUGCAGAGCUUUCUGGGUAAGGGGCAUGUUGCUAGUAAUCUGGGAGAGCAGGUGAGAUGGAGGCCCCCUCUGGCUGCUGGAGAAGAAGAAUUUAUUUUCCCCCUGGGUUCUCUCAGAGUCCCCUCUAUUGAGAGAAUUGGCAAAACCUGCUGGACUACAGAGCUCAUCUUAUUCCAGACCUUGAGUGAUGCUAUUACUGUCUGCUUCUCCUGGGCCUUGGGGGUUGGGGGUGGGGUGGGCAGAAACAGAGCACCUUGGUAGGUGAUGGUAAGAGUGCUGCCUGGGGACUCCGAGGGUGUUUGGGUCCUUUUAUACAACUGGGUGAGGUCACCCUAGGGACAGGCUGCUGUUCCCUAUUUAGAGAUGAGGAAACGGGGCCCAAGGGCAUUGGCAACAUGACAGGGAGUUUCUGGGGGUGGAAAUCACGUCUUCUACCUCCCAAAGAAAGUGUUCUCUCCACUGUCUGGUGGUUCAGGGUUCAGACAAUUACCGUCAGAGAACAAGGACCUAGAACCUGAUAUUCUUUUCGAAGUGGUUUGCUUGAGGCUAAUUUCACUUCACUUGUGUAACUACAUGGGCUAGCUUCAGUUCAGUGUAGGAUGUCUGUUAUAUUAGAGGAAGAGUCAGGAAACUGGAGUCCCACCCCAGGCUUGGGUCUGACUUUUUUGUGUUUUUGUUUUUUUUUUGGUGGGAAACAGGCUCCCUCUCUCCCAGUGGGGAAGUUGCACGGGGAGUGGCAGGCCCCUGUGCUCCAGCAGGGCACUCCCCGGCUGUGGAGUGCUGGGAGCAUCCUUCCUACCAGACUGGCUUCCAGUCCCCUGGCCUGACCUCCAUAGAACUGUCCUAGGACUCUGGCCACAGAACCAUAGGGCCAUCUCUGCUGGCCACUGGACCCACAGGAAAACAGCCAGAGGUUACCGUGACUGGCCCUUGUGCCAGAACCAAGAGACCCUUUGCCCCUGGGUAGCAAUAAGCAGUCCUGUUAGGAAAGACCUCUCUGAGGGGACGGAGGACCUGGGCUCAGCGUUGACAUGUUUGUGACUGAGAUUCUUUCUCCAACGGGCACCACAGGCACCGCUCUGACGGGAGAGGCCCCCCUGCUGCUCCCCGCCAGGCAGUGUGGGGCAGGUGACUUGAGCUGCCUGAGCCUCGGUUUCCCUCGCCCUGAAAUGGGGAUAAUUAUCAUGUCUACCUCAAGUCUGUCUCGUGGGGAGGGUCUGGGACUUGGCGUGGGAGUUGCAUGUGGCACAGUCACAAGGGAAGCACUCAGGGUUGUUAAUUUGUGAGCACAGUGGGGCUUGCUAAGGAACUGUGUUGGGUGCGGGUGUCCCAGGGGUUUAUGGAGCAGACAAACCUGGGGGAUGUGAGUGGGUCCCGGGCCGCCUGCUGCUGGGCACGGUGAUUUGUGGGGGUUUGCUGUGUCCUCUGCCUGUGUUACGUCUUCUGUGCACACUCUGCCUGGUGGAUAAUGGGAUCCGGAAGACCACCCUCCUUAUUUCCAAAGUGUUGACAGCAGGCCUUCCUGCCAGUGCAGUGUGACUGAUUCCUCUCCAUUAGACACAAAACAGGCCCGCCUUACCUGUCCAAGGACUAGUCCUGCUUGGCUUGUGUUCCAUGGUGCGGUGGGAGUUUCCCAGCAGAAACUUCUCCGUUACCGGCCAGACAGGGCCCUGAAGGGUCGCUCGCCGAGGCACCAUCUGCACCUCUGUCCUUCGCCCAUUUACCUUCUUCUUUUGUUUAUGGCUAGAGGAGGUGGAGAGAAAUAUUUAGUUGGAGCUUGAAAAUUCUUUCAAUUUUAUUUUAGUUUAUUAUUAUUUUUUAAAUCUGUAAAAGCAAGUUAAAAUGAAACGUUUUUAAGAAAUUAACAAUGGCAUGUGUGGUGUGAUCCUAUUAUUGUAAAAUGUCAGUGCAUUAGUCCCACUGUCAUCCAUUCCAAACAUCCCUCCAUCUUUUUCCCCUUUGUUGAGAACUUUUUAUUGUGAACAUUUUUAAAUUUUCAUGAAGUACACAGAACAACCUCCUGGACCUCCGUGGGCUCACCACCCAGCUUCAACAGCUGUGACUGUUCCGCUGUUCUUUAUUCAUUUAUCUCUGCCCCGCACUGUUUUUCUUUUUUGGUUGGACAAUAUUAAGCAAAACCUUAGAAAAUAUAAUUUUACCCAAAAAUACUUCCUUAUGAAUCCUUUCUAGAAAAGUAUAUGGAUAAUGCUAUUAUAGCCAAGGAAACUAACAGUAAUUCUUUAAUAUCAUCUACUAUCUAGUAGGACGUUUGGGGGCUAGAAGCCAGGUCUUCUACUUCUCAAUACAAGUGUUUUUUUUUCCACUGAGGGUUAAGCAACUGUAUCUGUUACAGGUGAGUAACAGGAUUCAAAUACAGUUUACUGUCUAAAGAGUUAGUAUUCAGUUGUUCCUGCUUAUCCCCAUUGCCUCUUCCCAACCCCCCAACCUGGUAAAAAGCACACAGCAUAAAAUUUAUGAUUUUAAUGAUUUUAAGGGUAUAGUUCAGUAGUGUUAAGUCUAGUCACACCGUUGUGAAACAGGUCUCCAGAGCUUUUUUAUCUUGCAGAUCUGAAACUCUAU
Myotis davidii is the source of this 4525-nucleotide messenger RNA. It is a transcript of the gene TMPPE, whose product is annotated as transmembrane protein with metallophosphoesterase domain. The record is from RefSeq and is a predicted model, not a curated record. Gene Ontology annotation, molecular function: hydrolase activity. NCBI's taxonomy places the organism in Eukaryota, Metazoa, Chordata, Mammalia, Chiroptera, Vespertilionidae. The transcript has 2 exons. Bases 191 to 1534 code for a protein of 447 amino acids.